AUGAAUGACACAAGCACAGAAUUGACAGCAACUGACAUCGCUGUUGGAGUAUCUUACAUAAUCUACGCCGGCAUUGGAAUUGUCGCGCAUUUAUUUGAGAUCAUUGCUUGCGUCAGACUGACAAAAGAUUAUAUCACGUUCUCAUUUUUCGCUCAACAAUCGUUCGCUGAAGUGCUUCUGCUCUUCCAGUACGGCAUUUGGGAAGGAGCAGUUAUUCUGGCGAACAGUGAAAUCACAACACCUCAUGAAAGAAUAUACGUAUACGUUUUGACAAAUUGGACCUGGUGGGCAUCCAGUUAUCUGUCGGUUGCGGUUCCAACCACUCGCUUGCUCUGUGUUGUGGCACCAGUAACUUUUCGUCGACUGACGGCGCAGCUGUGUCAUCUUAUUUGCUUAGCUGUAUGGCUAAUCGCGUUAUUGCAAUCCUACGCUGCCACACUCUUUCCAUGGUUUUCUGGAAUGUACUUCGAUCCUCGAUCGUACGGCAUGGUUGCUGAUCGAGUAAAGUAUGCAUACAGUGGAACGGAAACUUACUAUCUGACUUUCAACAUUUUAGUCAUUUUCAGCAACCUGACAAUUUAUACGAUCAUAUUCAUUUCAUUGACGAAGAUGGCACGUGCACGCAAAACGGCUGUUCAGAUCAAGCCAUCUACGACACGUUUGGUAGCUGAUAGGAAAACGACGAUUGAUGGUGCUGCAUUACCAGCUCAGGUGAAGCAUGAGAGGGUGAAAAGCUCUGUUGAAUUCGACUUGCUCAUAUCCUGCUUCGUCAAUUGGAUUGUCACCGUAAUCGGUCGAUAA
Anisakis simplex (herring worm) is the source of this 801-nucleotide messenger RNA. The record is from the annotation of a GenBank genome assembly. Lineage: Eukaryota; Metazoa; Nematoda; Chromadorea; Rhabditida; Anisakidae.